This is a messenger RNA of Alosa alosa (allis shad), 1388 nucleotides long. Its product is annotated as N-acetyllactosaminide beta-1,3-N-acetylglucosaminyltransferase 2-like. Gene Ontology annotation, cellular component: membrane. The transcript has 2 exons. The record is from RefSeq and is a predicted model, not a curated record. Lineage: Eukaryota; Metazoa; Chordata; Actinopteri; Clupeiformes; Clupeidae. Bases 95 to 1345 code for a protein of 416 amino acids. Gene Ontology annotation, molecular function: hexosyltransferase activity.
CCUCUCGCAGCUGAACCUUGGACUUUUUGUUUGUUUGUUUGUUUGUUUGUUUGUUUUCCCUCUUCUCCCAGGUUUACAAAGUUAAAGCGUGGAGAUGCAUACCAGCCAGAUGAAGAACAGGAUCCUGGGCCUGAUGAUGUUCAACGUCCUCCUCUUCAUCCUGGUGGACAUAUCCAUGAAGUACACCCACGUCAGGGACCAGAACAGUAAGGUUCGAAUCCCGUCGACGCGCUUCUGGAAGAAGCUCACGGUCAGUGAGGCCUUCUGGAACCGUCGGCAGCAGCUGCUCGACCACAUACACAACCCGCUCUUCGCGUCGGCAAUCGCCGCGGGCAACGACACGCUCAUAGACGCCGCCACCAUCCCAGCGGGGAUACUCGCCUGGAUAAACGACACGAGUCCCGAAGACCCCUGCGCACCUGACCACAGCAUGGCGUCAAGAGUGAAGGACUACGAUCAGCUGCCGCAGCGCUUUAAGGACUUCCUGCGGUACAUGCGGUGCCGGUCCUACCCCAUGGUGCUGAACGUGCCGGACCUUUGCCAGGAGCCCCCGUUCCUGCUCCUGGCGGUGAAGUCCCUGUCGCCCCACUUCGACCGGCGCCAGGCAAUCCGCCAGUCCUGGGGCCGCGCGGGCACGUUUGCGGGGCAUAAGGUCGUCACGGUGUUUCUCCUCGGCAACGCCGCGUCAACGGAUCACUUCCCGGACCUGUCGGGGAUGGUGCAGCAUGAGUCGGCGCUCCACGGCGACAUCCUCCAGUGGAACUACCGUGACACCUUCUUCAACCUGACCGUCAAGGAGGUUCUCUUCCUGGAGUGGCUCCACCACAGCUGCCCCGGCGUCAGCUACGUCUUCAAAGGCGACGACGACGUCUUUGUCAACACACACCGCAUCCUGAACUACCUGGGCGGGCUCCGGCGCUCCAAGUCCCGGGACCUCUUCAUCGGCGACGUGAUCACGGGUGCCGGUCCGCACCGCAACAAGAAGCUAAAGUACUACAUCCCCGAGAGCGUCUUCCAGGGCAACUACCCACCGUACGCUGGCGGAGGGGGAUACAUCUACUCGGGCGACGUGGCUAUGCGGCUCUACAAUGCCUCGCAAAAAGUCUCGUUGUACCCCAUCGACGACGUCUACACGGGCAUGUGCCUUCAGAAAAUCGGCCUGCUGCCAGAAAAGCACAAGGACUUCAAGACAUUUAACAUUGAUGAGAAGUACCGGGACAAUGCUUGCAUCUACAGCGCUCUCAUGCUUGUCCACAGUCGGACUCCACAGGAAGUUAUCCAAAUCUGGUCCUGGUUACAGGACCCUGGCCUGAGAUGUCAGGCUGUGACAAAGGUUGUUGGAUAAGACUUGCUAACAACUUUUUUAGUCUUUUAAGUUUGCUGGCAGA